GGUCCACUGGUUAAGGACAAGCUUGAAUUAUUUCCCUGUUGCUGUUUCUUGUUUUGGUUCUCUAAUUUCAUAUAUCCAAUGUCACAGUGGAUCAUCUAGUUAACACAGCAAGUUUGGGACAUACAUAUUCUACUUUGAGGAAGCCUCGGAUAACUCUGUGUUUCCCCGUUUGAUGAUCUGUUAUGAAACACUGAUGGAUGAAUCCCUUAUAGUUCUCAGGAGUCAGGACGUUAGCUUUUGGGGAAAUGUUUAUCCAACAUUGGUUGCUCUGCCUUACUUGGAUCAGACCAAUGGUCGAGUCAUUGUGAAUACAUCAGUGGGGAAUUGGUUACCUUUUGCGCCAGGAAUGAGUCUGCUGCAAAAUGCAAAAGCUGCUCUUGUAAACUUCUAUGGACUAACAAUUGCAACGCACGGUUGGACUGGUAGCAAAAUGAGUAGAGGCAAGUUCAUGCUAGAGGAGGGUGCAGAAAUGCAGUGGAAAGAAGAAAGAGAUAGAAGUAAGCUAUCAAAUACAUCCACAGUGGAAGCAACAGCUGGUGGACCUGUGGUGGAGGAGUUUGCCAAGUUGACCGUGGCAGGGGCUUGCCGAGAAGAUGCCUAUGUGAAGUGUCCAAGUUGCUAUGACAUAUUCCUGGUGCAUAGGGUGUUUGCACCCUAUGUCCUCAGUUGGACAUUCCGCCUUCUUCUUUUGACUCAGGGUGCAAGAAGAACAUCCUUAAUGUGUAUAGGGAGGCAGAUAUUGCAAGGCAGCAGCAGAUAUGCCCUCGAGGUGACGUCUCCUAGGAAAGCUCCUUUUCUAUCCUGAAGCUGGAAGCUUCCAGGUCAACCCUCUACAGCAGCAGAAAAUAGAAUGGCUGCUAAGCA
Molecule: messenger RNA, 864 nt
Organism: Rubroshorea leprosula
Lineage: Eukaryota; Viridiplantae; Streptophyta; Magnoliopsida; Malvales; Dipterocarpaceae
Source: the annotation of a GenBank genome assembly